AUGGGGGAGGAGGCGAAGCUCGCGUUCACGCCCACCUGGGUGGUGGCCAUCGUAUGCCUCGUCAUCCUCUCCAUCUCCCUCGCCGCCGAGCGCUUCCUCCACUGCCUCGGCAAGUAUCUGAAGCAUAAGAAGCAGAAAGCACUGUUUUCAGCUCUACAGAGACUAAAAGAAGAGCUAAUGCUUCUCGGAUUCAUUUCUUUCGUCCUGAGUCUCUCCCAAGGUUUUAUUGUUAGCAUUUGCAUUCCAGAAACUUCUACUGGCUUCAUGCUUCCAUGCAAGAGAGACGACCACAGAGUUGCAGAAGAACGUGCCAAAAUUUGCAAGAAAAAGGGUGAUGUUCCCUUGCUAUCACUGGAGGCAUUACAUCAGCUGCACAUUUUCAUAUUUGUACUUGGUUUAGUCCAUGUUGUGUUCUGUGCUGCAACAAUAUUAUUUGGUGGGGCCAAGAUGAGAAAGUGGAAGCAUUGGGAAACAGAAAUUCACGGAGAAGUACAGGAGAAAUUACAGCAAGCAGAGAGUGAAGGAAAAGGCACACCAUCGAGUAUUGUUGUGCUAAAUCGAGACCACCAAGAUGAAUUUGUCCGUGAGCGGGCAAAGGGAUUUUGGAUGAAGCUCGCUGUUGUAAGCUGGAUAACUUCAUUCUUGAAGCAAUUUCACGAUUCAGUGAGUAAAUCAGAUUAUGAAGCACUUAGAUCAGCUUUUGUCGUGAUACACUACCCCCAGAAACCAGAUUUUGAUUUCCACAAAUACAUGAUUCGCGCUGUUGAACAUGAGUUUAAAAGAGUUGUUGGUAUCAGCUGGUAUCUGUGGCUUUUUGUAAUCUUCUUCCUUUUGCUGAAUAUAAAUGGAUGGCACACAUACUUCUGGUUAGCUUUCUUGCCUCUAUUUCUCUUACUUAUUGUUGGUGCCAAACUAGAGCACAUUAUCACUCGGUUGGCUCAAGAGGCAGCAGCAGCAUUAUCAAAUGAUACAGAGGAAGCUCCAAAAAUAAAGCCAUCCAAGGACCAUUUCUGGUUUCACAAGUCUGAACUUGUCCUUCAUUUGAUCCAUUUCAUCCUGUUCCAGAAUUCGUUCGAGAUUGGGUUUUUCUUCUGGGUUCUGGUAUCAGAAGGGUUCAGUUCGUGCAUGAUGGAACGGAAGCCUUAUGCCAUUUCCAGACUUGUUAUAGGGGUGAUCAUCGAAGUCAUCUGCAGCUAUAUCACGCUGCCACUAUACGCCAUCGUCACCCAUAUGACCGGAGAGAUCAAGCUGCAUGGUUUAGGCUCCGGCGUGCACGAGAGUGUCCAUGGCUGGCUCGCCGAGGGGAAGAAACCCUUCUCGAAGAAGACCGGCGAUGACCCCGACGCUGAUUCCGGUGGGGAGGUCGAGGUAACCCGCCUGGCGCCCAAGGAGCGGUCGGGGAGCUCGCGCAACAUGCUGAUGGCGCCGGCGCCCCCAGUCCUGGACGAGAUCGUCACCGUGGACGACGUCGCUGUGGCUGCGAUAGCCGUAGUAGGCCAAGGACCAUAA
Miscanthus lutarioriparius is the source of this 1509-nucleotide messenger RNA. The record is from the annotation of a GenBank genome assembly. Lineage: Eukaryota; Viridiplantae; Streptophyta; Magnoliopsida; Poales; Poaceae.